AACUUUACCCUGCGCGGCCUAUUCUUUCUUCACUACAAAGGUACCAAUAAUGAGGACUGCGGCGAUUUUCAUGCUCCCGGUUUAGGACAUGUGCAAGCUAUGAUUUACGCCAUUGAAAGGAUAAACAGUGAUCCUAAACUACUGCCAAACAUAACUUUGGGCUACGACAUACAUGACUACUGUGAAAGCGCCUCCCUUGCUGUGAAUGCGACUUAUAAAUUUGUGAAAGAUAUGGAAUCGAAUUAUGUAUGCCCCAAAGAAUUCUUGGCGUCACAACCACCAAAUAAAACGGCACCAGGACAUGUAAGUCCCCUGAUCUCUGUUAUAGGGCCUGGCGAUUCUGGAAGUUCUGUGUUAGUGGGAAGUCUGCUCAAAGUUGCGGGGGUACCUGCCAUCAGUUUCGGUGCUACCAGUGAGGAAUUGAGCUCACCAUUUUACAAGCACUUUUACAGGACCGUGCCUUCGGACAAGCAGCAAGCGAGUGCCAUGGCGGAUUUGUUUGAAUAUUUCGGUUGGAACUAUGUUGGGGCGGUUGCUGUUGAUGACUCAUAUGGCAGGUAUGGCGUGUGGGCUCUUGAAAAGGAAUCGUUUACAAGAAAAUCAUUUUGCAUUGCGCUGUCAGAAUACAUCCCGCGUUUAAACUAUAUGAACAAGAUUAAAAUUAUUAUAUCAAAGCUGAAGAGAGAAAGAAAAGUUAAAGUCAUUGUACUUUGGCUAUUUGGCGGCUAUGGAAAAAGAUUUUUAAAAGAAGCAGAAAAGCAGCAAAUUUUCGACCGUACCUGGAUUUUAAGCGAUGCCCUUGCAUCUGAGCAACCGAGGCACGUCCGUACUAUCUUCAAUAUCCUAGACGGAUCCUUAGGAGUACAGCCCCGAUUUUACCAAAGCAAGGACUUUGAAUCCUAUUUAUCUACUUUCGCCCCGAAGGAUGUGAAGGAAAAACGCCUUUCGCACUGGUGGGAAGACGUAUGGAGAGAUGAAUUGAAUUGUUCAGUAAAUCAAUCUAAAGGUUUGGAUAUCUGCAAAGAGAACACGACAUUGUCUUGGCGAGUAAUUCCUAAAUUGUACGAUACCUUCCUCCCUUAUGUCAUUGAAGCAGUGUAUGCCGUUGCACACGCUCUUCAUAAGCUAUAUUUCUGCGUAGAACCGUACAGUCUUCUUCCGGGUGGCAAAUGUCCCGAUACUAGCGCAACUGUGAAACCGCUUGAUGUCGAUUUGUACUUAAGAAACGUUUCAUUUCAAGGUUGACUAGGCAAGGUUGAAUUUGACGAGGCCGUGACCCUUUGAUCUCGUCUUAUGACAUCAUCAACUUCCAAAAGCGAUCUGGAAGUGGCGAUGAACGAUACCAGAAAGUAAUUGUGGGUUCAUGGGAUAAGGCUUUCAAGAAAAGACUCCACGUUGACAAUGAAAAGAUCAAAUGGAGCAGCAGUUUUUUAAACUCGACCAGUAUACCGACCUCAGUCUUUUCAUUUGCAUGCCCUCCUGGGACGUUGCAGACUGCUACAACUACUUGUUGUUGGGAGUGUACAAAUUGUCCUAUCGGAUCAGUAAAUCCACUUCCUGGAUCUUCAAAUUGUUCAGAAUGUGCAAAAGAUCAAAGAACCAACAAUGAACGAACGAAAUGUGAAGAUUUACCAAUUGCUAAUAUGAAGUUAACAGACAUCACUGGUUUAAUUAUAACUGGCUUUGUGUCUCUUGGCGUACUACUAACACUGUUUUCGUCCGUUAUUUUAUUGAAAUACCGAGAAACGCCUCUUGUCAAGGCCUCAAGUCGUGAGCUAAGCGCAAUUCUACAACUUUCUAUAACCAUGUUCUUUGCACAAACAUUUCUGAGCUUGAUUAAACCAACCAAUUUGAUUUGCCGUUUGAGGUGUUGUUUUAGUUACGCUUCAUUGGGAACAUUCGUAGCUACUUUGAUGAUUAAAACUCUCCGCAUUCUAAGCGUAUUUCACGCUAAUCUCAUCGACAGGACUACAAAGCAGCUCAUCUUAACAACGAAAAUUCAAGCGAGUUUCAUGGUUUUACUUAACGGAGUGGUGUUUUGUCUCUUGACAUCUUGGCUGAUUCUUGAUCCACCAUCCCUUAGACGGGUAAUUCAGAGAGGCGAGUCCAUUUUCCUAACGUGUCAGCCGCAUAGCUCCAGAGGCGGGUUUGGUCUUCACGUGGCAAUCAACUGCUACAUUUUUCUUCUUUCCUUGAUUUCUACUAUACAAGCAUUUAAGGCCAGAAAACUGCCAGAAAAUUUCAACGAGGCAAGGUACAUUGGUCUGGCUAUGUACAUACUCCUUCUUUCUACUGUAGCAUAUUUCCCAGUCGACUUUGUGGGAUUAGAGAACUGGAGUGGAGCCAUUGUGGCAUGCGCCACUACAUUAGUGAGUUCCUAUGGCCUCCUAGGUUGUAUGUUUGCUCCCAAGAUGUACGUCAUAUUAUGUCAGCCAGAACAGAACACUAUAGCUGCCGUGCGC
Molecule: messenger RNA, 2462 nt
Organism: Porites lobata
Lineage: Eukaryota; Metazoa; Cnidaria; Anthozoa; Scleractinia; Poritidae
Source: the annotation of a GenBank genome assembly